CCCGCUGCUACCGCCGCAGCCGCAGCCACCCCCAUUGUCGUCUCUGCUCUCCUCGCGGAUCCAGGGCAUGGUUGAUGCUCCUGCUCCCAGCCUCGGCGGCGGUGAAGCUCACUACCCACCCGCGGAGACAUGAGGCGCAGGCCGCGGGCCGUCCUGGCGCUGGGGCUGCUGCCCUUCUGCUUGGUCCAGGCCAACUUUGCCCCCCAUUUCUUUGACAACGGAGUGGGCAGCACCAAUGGAAACAUGGCCCUAUUCAGCCUCCCAGAGGACACCCCUGUGGGUACCCAUGUGUACACACUGAAUGGGACAGACCCAGAGGGAGACCCGGUCUCCUAUCACAUCAGCUUUGACCCCAGCACCAGAAGCGUCUUUUCUGUUGACCCCAAUUUUGGAAACAUCACUCUGGUUGAAGAGCUGGACAGAGAGAGGGAGGAUGAGAUUGAAGUCAUCAUCAGCAUUUCUGACGGCCUGAACCUGGUGGCAGAAAAAGUCGUGAUCCUAGUGACAGAUGCCAAUGACGAGGCACCCAGGUUCAUCCAAGAGCCUUAUGUCGUCCUGGUUCCUGAGGACACACCUGCUGGAAGCAGCAUCUUCAAGGUCCAUGCAGUGGACAAGGACGCUGGCUCUGGAGGGAGUGUCACCUACUUCCUGCAGAACCUGCACUCCACCACAUUUGCCCUGGAUCGCCASAGCGGAGUGCUGCGCUUGCAGGCCAGAGCCACUCUGGACUAUGAGAAGUCCCAGACUCAUCUUGUCACUGUGAUUGCCAAGGAUGGCGGGGGCAAGCUUCGAGGGGCCGACAUCGUGUUUUCAGCCACCACCACUGUCACAGUCAAUGUGGAGGACGUUCAGGACAUGCCUCCUGUCUUCGUGGGCACACCCUACUAUGGCUACGUGUAUGAAGACACCCUGCCGGGCUCAGAGGUGCUGACAGUGGUGGCCAUGGAUGGAGAUCGGGGCAAACCCAACCACAUUGUCUACAGCCUCGUGAACGGUAGUGACGAAGACUUUGAAAUUAAUGAGACAUCUGGAGCCAUUUCGGUCAUGCAGAGCCCUGCCCAGCUCCGGAAGGAAGUGUAUGAGCUGCAUGUACAGGUGACAGAGAUCAGCUCUGCAGGAAGCCCAGCUGCCCAGGCCAUCGUCCCUGUCACCAUCAGGAUUGUGGACCUCAACAACCAUCCACCAACAUUCUAUGGAGAGAGUGGGCCUCAGAACAAGUUUGAGCUGUCCAUGUAUGAACAUCCGCCCCAGGGGGAGAUCCUGCGGGGCCUCAAGAUCACCGUCAAUGACUCUGAUCAGGGAGCCAAUGCCAAAUUCAACCUGCGGCUGGUGGGACCCAGAGGCCUCUUCCGAGUGGUCCCACAGACAGUCCUAAAUGAAGCCCAAGUCACCAUUAUUGUGGAGAAUUCAGACGCCAUUGACUUUGAAAGCUCUCAGGUGUUAACCUUUAAGCUCCUGGCCAUUGAAGUGAAUACUCCAGAGAAGUUCAGUUCCACGGCAGAUAUUGUGAUCCAGCUCCUGGACACCAAUGAUAAUGUCCCCAAGUUCACUUCUCACUACUAUGUUGCCAGGAUCCCCGAGAAUGCCCCAGGGGGCUCCAACGUGGUAGUUGUCACAGCUGUGGAUCCAGACACAGGACCCUGGGGCAAAGUCAAAUACUCCAUCUAUGGGACUGGGGCCGACCUGUUCCUGAUACACCCGUCCACUGGGCUUAUUUACACCCAGCCCUGGGCCAGCCUGGAUGCUGAAGCCACUGCUAGAUACAACUUUUAUGUGAAGGCUGAGGACAUGGAGGGCAGGUACAGCCUGGCUGAAGUAUUCAUCACUCUACUGGACGUCAAUGACCACUAUCCCCAAUUUGGAAAAAGCAUUCAGGAGAAGACGAUGGUCCUGGGGUCCCCAGUGAAAAUUGAGGCCAUAGAUCAGGAUGCAGAGGAACCCAACAACCUGGUGGACUAUUCCAUCACCCAUGCGGAGCCAGCCAAUGUGUUUGAAAUUGACGCACACACAGGAGAGAUCAGGCUCAAGAAUUCCAUCCGGUCCCUCGAUGCUCUGCACAACAUCACACUUGGAGGGGACUGCACAUGGUCUUUACAAGUGCAGGCCAAGGACCGAGGCUCCCCAUCCUUCAGCACCACAGCCUUACUCAAGAUUGACAUCACAGACACUGAGACACUGUCCCGAAGCCCCAUGGCUGCCUUCCUAAUACAAACCAAGGACAACCCCAUGAAGGCCGUGGGUGUACUGGCCGGUAUCAUGGCCAUUGUUGUGGCCAUAACCGUCCUCAUCUCCACUGCCACUUUCUGGCGUAACAAGAAGUCCAACAAGGUCCAGCCCGUGCGACGUGUAUUCCGCAAGCGUUUCAGACCUGCUGCACCCCGCACUGCCCGCACUGAGUGGCUCAAGUUCAGGAAGGACAAGUCUGCCACCAAGUUCAUGCUAAAAGAGGAUCCUACCAAUGAGAACUGCAAUAACAGCACAGGAAGCCCAUUGCCCCCCACAGCUCCAGCUCUCCCUCCACCCCCCAGAAUGGUGCCCAACACAGUCACCUGCUGUACGGUGCCUACAGUCUCUGGAUCCCUCACCCCAGAGAGAUCCCAACAGUCACCUCAAUCUGAGGCCUUGGGAAGCCCCACCCAGUUGACUCUGGUCUCUGAGCUCAAGCAAAAGUUUGAGAAGAAAAAUACAAACAAGGCUUACUUCUAG
This is a messenger RNA of Urocitellus parryii (Arctic ground squirrel), 2706 nucleotides long. RefSeq names its product cadherin related family member 1 (gene Cdhr1). Lineage: Eukaryota; Metazoa; Chordata; Mammalia; Rodentia; Sciuridae. Gene Ontology annotation, biological process: cell morphogenesis; multicellular organism development; cell-cell adhesion mediated by cadherin. Gene Ontology annotation, molecular function: calcium ion binding; cadherin binding; beta-catenin binding. Gene Ontology annotation, cellular component: adherens junction; catenin complex; plasma membrane. The record is from RefSeq and is a predicted model, not a curated record.